AUGAGACAAGCUCGAAAUCCAAGAAAAAGAAAUCCAAGAAAUGCUUUGGUAUAUUUUAAAGUUGAUAAAACAACUUCCAUAGUACCAACAGCCAAGGUUGUUCAGACAUCCGACUUAUUAAAAAUCGGUCAAGAAGUAACAGUAAAUUGGACAACUCAGCAGCAGUUUACUGGGGUAAUUAAGUUUCUACCAGAUUCAAAUGCCGAGCUGUUGCAGAAACAGAAAGAUCUAGUGUUGGGCGACGACAAGCCAUAUGAUUCUUCAGAGGCUGUAGACGAUUCUAGUAAAUCAGCUUCACUUGACAAUGGAAUGAUGGGUGGGCACCUUACUGGAUAA
Molecule: messenger RNA, 336 nt
Organism: Anneissia japonica
Lineage: Eukaryota; Metazoa; Echinodermata; Crinoidea; Comatulida; Comatulidae
Exons: 4
Coding region: 1-336 (111 amino acids)
Source: RefSeq, a predicted model, not a curated record